AUGGCUUCUAGAGGCCUAAAAAUUUGCUUGGCUGUGUCUCUACUCUUGUUGAUCAUUUUUACAAUUGCAAUUGUGACCUUAUUUAUGACCAUCUUUAAGCCCAAAAAUCCUGAAAUCACUGUCCACCCUGUUGGUCUAGAAGACUUUCAAUCUUCCUUUUCACCCAAUUUGACCCUAAAUGUGACUCUAGGCAUGAUAAUUACUAUAAGAAAUCCAAACUAUGGAAGCUUCCAGUACAUAAACUCCACUAGUUAUGUGAAAUUUCAUGAUACCGUGGUAGCUGAAGUUCCAAUUGAAGCAGAGUUAGUCCCAGCACGUAGCCAAAUUAAUGUGAACACUUCAGCAGAUUUUAUGGUAGCAAAGUUAAUCAAUGAUCCUAAUUUUUUGUCAGAUGUUCUAGGUGGAACUUUGAAUUUCACAUCAACAAUUGCACUUCCUGGGAAAGCCCGAACUACAUUUGUAUUGGAGUAUAUAUAUGCCUUCUUUGGCAUUAAAGAAUAUGCCGGUAUCAUGUACAAGUAG
Molecule: messenger RNA, 522 nt
Organism: Glycine soja
Lineage: Eukaryota; Viridiplantae; Streptophyta; Magnoliopsida; Fabales; Fabaceae
Product: late embryogenesis abundant protein At1g64065-like
Exons: 2
Coding region: 1-522 (173 amino acids)
Source: RefSeq, a predicted model, not a curated record